CUUUUAGCGGCGGUUCGUAAAGCAGGCAAGUAUUCCCAGAAUUUCUGUACCGAUUGUUGAAUGUGAACAUUUGAAACUUUUCUAAAUACGAAACCAUUCACGUUCACAUUUCACAAUUACACCAUCAUCCUUCAAAUACCAUUCUAAGCAAUAGCUAAAAGCAACUUCCAUACAAGAUGUCGAAGGAACAUACCUCUUUGCCAAUGCAAUCUUUGGCUGUGGAUGAUAAACAUGAUCCUAUCUCAGGUCAUGCAUCUCCAAACGCUCAUCAAGCCACUCACAAUAACGGUUCACAAAAUGGUCUACUACCCGGCGGAAAUAACAAAGCACAAUCACCUGAACGUAAAAUUCAUCCUGCAAUCAUCAUUUGCAUUUGGAUCGCAAUGAGCUCAACUGUGAUCGUGUACAACAAGUACAUCUUGGACAACACAACCGGAUUAAACUUCCGUUUCCCAGUCUUCCUCACUACCUUCCACAUGGCUUUCUCAACUGUCGGUACCCGUGUUCUUGCAAGAUACACUCAUCUCUUGGAUGGUUUAGCAAACGUAGAGGUCACACCUGAAAGAUGGUACCGCAACAUCUUGCCAAUCGGUGCCCUUUUCUCCGCUUCUUUGGUCACUUCUAACGCUGCUUACUUGUACUUGAGUGUCAGCUUCAUUCAAAUGUUGAAGGCCUUCAUGCCUGUUGCAGUGUUGUUCAUUUCUUUCGCAUUCGGUUUGAAACAACCCUCCGGUACUCUUAUUUCGAUCGUUUGCCUGAUCUCAUUCGGUGUAGCAACUGCUUCGUAUGGUGAGGUUGAUUUCGUUUUGGUCGGUUUCGUUGCACAAGUUUUAGCAAUCGCAUUUGAAUCAUCAAGAUUGGUGAUGGUACAAGUUUUAUUGCAAGGAUUAAAGAUGGAUCCUUUGGUCAGUCUUUAUUACUUUGCACCCGUUUGUGCAGCAAUCAACUUUGUUCUUUUGAUCUUCACCGAAGGAUUAGAACCAUUUUUGGAAUUGUACCGAUUGGGUCCUUUUAUCCUCCUAACGAAUGCAGGUGUCGCUUUCGGUCUAAACAUCACUGCCGUCUUCUUGAUCGGUGCUGCAUCUUCGCUUGUCUUGACACUUUCUGGUGUCAUUAAAGAUAUCCUACUGAUCGUUGGUAGUGUGAUCAUCUUUGGAUCUUCAAUUACCGCUCUGCAAGUGUUUGGAUAUGCAAUCGCUUUGGGUGGAUUGGUUUUGUUCAAGCUCAAGGGUUAAGCAGAGAGAUGAACAAAUCUUUCAGUGUAUCUCGAGAUUAUGUCGACAGAACGUGGCUCAAAGCAUCAACUCUUUGUCGAUUCACAUUGCCGGCUUCUGUAGCGUAAAGGACGAAAUAAAUCUGGUAUACUUUGCCUUUCAUCAAUCUCGACAAUCAACACACCCCCUUAUCGCCCUCAAUAUCUUUCACUUCUUUUGCAACUCAUUAAUUGAAUCUCAUAGACUCCUUUGCCUCAAACUUCCUCUCCUCACAACCUUUUCCAAACUCAAUCAACUGGAUUUGAAAACGCUGUAUGUAUUCUUCCACAUAAUGUGACGAUUGUACUUUCUUUCUUCUUUAAACGUAUACACAUAAUGCUCAACUCGAUUGAGCUCGAAAUCAAUAUCGUCAAAU
Molecule: messenger RNA, 1629 nt
Organism: Meira miltonrushii
Lineage: Eukaryota; Fungi; Basidiomycota; Exobasidiomycetes; Exobasidiales; Brachybasidiaceae
Product: TPT-domain-containing protein
Exons: 2
Coding region: 177-1235 (352 amino acids)
Cellular component (GO): endosome; trans-Golgi network; Golgi apparatus
Molecular function (GO): antiporter activity
Source: RefSeq, a predicted model, not a curated record